AUGACGACCAGGUCCGUGUCGUCCGACCAUUUUCUGGCGUUUAUGCGAUUGUCGACCAGUGAAAGCCGAACACAUACGACCAGUACUGAAUCGACCAUAGCCGUAUCGAAGACCGUGAAGACGCGCCGACGACCGGUACGAGCGCGACCUCAUGUUAGAGUAUAUCCGAAAGUGUUCUCGGUAAUGACCGUGAUAACGUCGCUUAUCGCCUUUCUUACUGGCUAUUUUUUGGCUGCAUUUCAACAACGGACAGACUGGUUUUUGCCGUUUAUUAGGUUGGUGCUUUUAUUUUGCAAUUUUCUUUUUUUUUCGGUUUGAGAUUUCAAAAUUUUAGAUUUUAGGUAACACUUUGGCGAAAUAGUUUUUCAUUUGCAAAAUGCAUGAGUAAUAUGUAAAAAAUGAUGGUUGAUAGCUUUGUAAUUAUGUAAUUUUAGUGACGGCGGAGCGUUUUCACCAGAAGCCAACAUUUUUGGGUUUUUUCUUUCAAUUGGAGGAUAUUGUUGUAGGUAUUGUUUACGUUUUUGAGUUUUUAGGUGCUUUUUAAUCGGAAUUUCUUGGAAUCUAUGUUGUUUUUAAAUGUCAAAGGCUAUUUUAAAGUUAAAAAACCAUUGUAAAUCGUAUCAAUUUUAAUAACUUUAGUGUAGCAACUAAAAAUCUUAAAACAUACCUAAAAUAUUGUCUUUUUUGGAUGUUGUACUAGAUUUUUGCAGUAAGCUAACAGCCGUUCAAAGCCUUAAUCUUUUUUAGGGAUUUUUACUGUCUUUGCCAUUCACAUACGAAUAAAUAUGCACAUACGAUCGUACAACAAACAUUACAUUUCGAUGAAGAAACGUAUAAGCAUCUACAUUAUGGAUACAGUUGGGAUAAUGAGUGGUCUUGGGGUUGUGAUGGUCGGAUGUUAUCAGGUAAGUAUUUUUUACUUUUACUGACUUUAUACUGUUACUAUUUUAAUUAUUUUUACUUAAAAAGGUACAUAAACCUUGAUAUCACAUUUUAGGAGGUAACAUUGAUCGAUCUUCACUACGUAGGAGCCUUCUUUGCGUUUGUAGGCGGUGUGUUCUAUAUCUGGAUGUUUCUUUUAAAUACCUGCUUUCUGAAGCCUCAAUAUUCUCCGCGAUGGCUGACACUCACGAGGCUGGCCUUUGUAAUCAUCUGCACGGUAGCUUUUUUUGGUGGAAUAGCGUCACUGACUCCAGAAUCUUUUCCGAAUAACAGUACCGUGCCAAAACCUUAUUUUAGUGAACAUGACAUUGAAAGGUACCCUUGGGGGUCUAAAGUAAGGUUUUUUAAAUUUUAAAAUUUAAAAUUUUUUGAAAAUUUGAAUUUUUUAAAUUAAAUUAAAAAAAAAUAUUUUUUAAUUUUAUGAUUUUCAGGAACGAGCAAAGCAAAUUAUAAAGACGAUGUUAGAAUGGUGCGUAGCCCUCUGUUUUUUGUUUGUUAUAUUCACCAUGACAUAUGAACUAAACUCCUUUACUUUGAGUACGACUGGACUAAGAAAGCGAUACUAUAAGUAUUACCGUGAAGUACUGAGAGAUAUCAGAAGAAAGUUAAGGAAUUCCAAGAAACUACAUGUGAGGUCCACCACUGGAUCUUUGUCGCUUUCUGAUUCUGAGUCUUCAACGUGA
Bursaphelenchus okinawaensis is the source of this 1625-nucleotide messenger RNA. NCBI's taxonomy places the organism in Eukaryota, Metazoa, Nematoda, Chromadorea, Rhabditida, Aphelenchoididae. The record is from the annotation of a GenBank genome assembly.